UGCGAUAGUGCAGCCCUGGCAACCAGCUGUUCGGCGAUGUGAUAAUAAUUUUUGGUUUUUUUUACCCAACACGUUUGACCCAAAACAAAAUCCGCAUUUCUGAAUAAAAAUCUUUAUAAAAUAGCAGAGAUGUCCGUGCUGCCCAAUGCCGUGAACAAUGAAUCGUCGGUGACGGCGCCCAGGAUGUUCGGCGACCCGGAUUUGGAUCGAAUGGCGAUGCAGUAUGUUGGAGACAUGCACCACUACCGCGAGAACAUCGUAAUCCCCAAGAGUAACGGCCCGGUGAAGAUCAAGACCAACGAGGAGAAGUUCAUCGAAACGGCGGUGGAGAGCUGUGGAUUCAAAUGCGCAAUGGCCUGUGUGAUGGGCUAUGGCUUGGGUGCAGCCUUAGGUUUGUUCAGCGCCUCCGUUAAUCCCAACAUGGCCGAUCCCUUCGCGAAUGAGAAGAAACAGACGGCCAGGGAAGUUUUCCGCGAAAUGCGCUCCACCACCCACUCCUACGCAAAGAACUUCGCGCUCAUCGGAUGUGUAUUCUCCGCCGUGGAGUGCACCAUAGAGAGUCAUCGGGGCGUUACGGACUGGAAGAAUGGCACCUACGCCGGAGGCAUCACCGGCGGACUGAUUGGCCUGCGGGCUGGCGUUAAGGCGGGCAUCAUCGGCGGACUGGGAUUCGCCGCCUUCUCCACGGCCAUCGACUACUACAUGCAUUCUAGAUAGGCUCAUAUUCCUCAGUUACCUUGUUUCGUAUAAAUGUUUGUUUCUAACUAA
Drosophila teissieri is the source of this 768-nucleotide messenger RNA. RefSeq names its product mitochondrial import inner membrane translocase subunit Tim22. Gene Ontology annotation, biological process: protein insertion into mitochondrial inner membrane. NCBI's taxonomy places the organism in Eukaryota, Metazoa, Arthropoda, Insecta, Diptera, Drosophilidae. The transcript has 3 exons. Bases 130 to 717 code for a protein of 195 amino acids. Gene Ontology annotation, molecular function: transmembrane protein transporter activity. Gene Ontology annotation, cellular component: TIM22 mitochondrial import inner membrane insertion complex. The record is from RefSeq and is a predicted model, not a curated record.